Messenger RNA from Tuber melanosporum (Perigord truffle), 688 nucleotides. RefSeq lists its product as uncharacterized. Lineage: Eukaryota; Fungi; Ascomycota; Pezizomycetes; Pezizales; Tuberaceae. The record is from RefSeq and is a predicted model, not a curated record. The transcript has 3 exons. The coding region runs from base 1 to 483 and encodes 160 amino acids.
AUGUCCUCCAAAGCCACCCACAUCCUAUCCUCUACAACCCAACGCUGUCGCAAAGUCCUGGACGCAAACCUCAACGAUUUCGUCUCGCAACUCUCGGAGCCGGAGAAGGAGCUCAUCGACCGCAUCUCGGAGGAGGAUGCAGCGGCAAUGUUCAGCGUCUGGCAAUCAGAGCAAAUCACUCGCUUCGCCACCCUCUGGAAGGAGGAGUUCAUGAAGCGCCAUGUGGCCGAGGCGGACCUGCGCGAAGCGAAGGAAGAGCUGAAGCAUGCGGUCGACGACCUGAGGGUUUUGAGGACGCUGUUAGAGGAGAGGAUCGGGAAGGGGAAGGAGAUGGAGGCGGAGGUUCGCUAUUUGAAGAGGGCACUAGAGGCGAGUAAGGUCUCGACCGUGGAGGUAAAGGAAGUGGACGUUCGAACGCAACCUCCCACUGCUGGACGUCCGAAGUCGACUCUGGGAUUUCGUUUAGGGAGAAACAGUGGAUAGUGUCACGCAGUUUGUGAUCAUCAGAUAUCACUCGCAGCACUUGGGAAGGCUUCAAAAUCACACCCGCCAGGCGCCGGUAUCUUACUGCGAUAUCCUAACUAAUACCUUCUCAAUACUAAGAGAUUGUACUACCUGUUAAUAAUUUCUGCAUUUUGUGGGAGACAUGGCGUACUACAAUACAAGCGAUCGACUAGGUUUCAUUAAA